This is a messenger RNA of Colletotrichum destructivum, 1557 nucleotides long. RefSeq names its product Putative SET domain-containing protein. NCBI's taxonomy places the organism in Eukaryota, Fungi, Ascomycota, Sordariomycetes, Glomerellales, Glomerellaceae. Gene Ontology annotation, molecular function: protein binding. Gene Ontology annotation, cellular component: nucleus. Bases 257 to 1495 code for a protein of 412 amino acids. The record is from RefSeq and is a predicted model, not a curated record. The transcript has 2 exons.
UUUCCCUCCCUUUGCUCAACCAGUUUUUUUACACACCGCACAUCAGAGUCCCAAGUCCCCAGCAUGAAAUUCAUUCGAUACCUCAAUUCUAGCAGUAUCAGUUGUGAUAUACGGAGCUGACCGCAGACUUUGACUCGGUAUCCUGAUACUUGCACUGGCACCAAUUCUGAGUCUCAACGCAUUGCGAAAAACUGGACAUCGACAAAGAAUAUUUGAUUCACGACUCUGAUUCACGACUAAUCUGAAAUCACUCACAAUGGACCCUAUCGAGAGCGACGCUUCAACAAUACUGACGGACUAUCCAGCAUCGAGUGCUUCCAGACCAUCCUCGGCCUCAGCCUCGUCCGUUACGUCCCUGUCAUUAAUCUCUGAUGACCGGACAAAUUCCCUGCCCCUGGGCGCUGCUACCUCCGUGUACUUUGAGAUCCGUGAUACUCCUACGGCCGGACGCGCCGUCUUCGCCACCAAAGACAUUGACGCAAACACUCUGCUGUGGCGCUCAGACGAUCUCACGAUCUCGUCUCUCCUUCGGGAGUACAGGCGUGAAGUCUGCGGGCAGUGCUUUGGAUACAACUACGGCAGAGAUUUGAGCAUACAAGACCAAACAGUGGGUUUCGCCUUCUGCUCGAGUGAAUGCCAGAAAGUCUGGCAGCAAGAGGCUGGCGAGGUAGGUAUCCAGGCCUGGGCCGAAGUCAAGAAACUGGUCAGCAAGAAGAGUAAACGGGACGACGAACUGGUUGAUAUUAACCUGGCACGACCCAACGAAAAUGAGAUUGCGCAAGCAUGGGACGGUACUAAGGCACAGGCAGCGCUGAUUCGAACGCUCAGAAUGGCGGAGCUGAUGGACGAUGCCCGGAACGGAGACGAACCGCAAACCCUGACAGUGAAGGGCAACACGGGCGGGCUGAUCACCAAGCAACACCGCAAAGCCGCACAGAAAGCACUUCAACAACCCGUUCAGGCCGACAUCAUGGGAUAUUGUGUUGGCGGCAUCAUCGCUCAGUACGAGAACCCCCAGAAGUGGGAGCACUUGCUCUCACUCGCAGUGGACUCGACGCCAUACUCCAGUGCCGGUGACUUGGAGGCCUUCACCCGCACCUAUCUGCAGCUGCUCGCGAUCCUUCCUCUGCCCCUGCUCCCCUUCACCACGCCCGAGUCACUCUUCCUCCUCUCCUCGCGCGAUAGCCACAACGCGUUCGGCAUCCGUUCUUUGGAAGACGAAGGAUCCGAGCUCUUCGGGUUCGGUUGCUGGCCCGCAGCCAGCUACUUCAACCACUCCUGCGGCCCCAACGUCGAGAAGAAGAGAGUGGGCAGGGCGUGGGAGUUCAGGGCUGCAAAUAACGUCGAGAAGGGCGUGGAAUUGUGCAUCACUUACUUGGGCGGAGAGGAGAGGAAGUUGUCGAGGGAGGCGAGGAUGUUGACGCUGAGAAGAAACUGGGGCUUCGAGUGUCAGUGCAAGAGGUGUGCGGAAGAAGGUGGAAUGAAUACUGUUUGACCGCUUAGGUUCGUUUCUGCUAGUAACUGCGGACUCUGUGCUCUUUUGCACGCGUACAAUAA